Budorcas taxicolor (takin) is the source of this 493-nucleotide messenger RNA. RefSeq names its product prefoldin subunit 4. The transcript has a single exon. Gene Ontology annotation, biological process: protein folding. The record is from RefSeq and is a predicted model, not a curated record. Gene Ontology annotation, cellular component: cytoplasm; prefoldin complex. Bases 24 to 428 code for a protein of 134 amino acids. NCBI's taxonomy places the organism in Eukaryota, Metazoa, Chordata, Mammalia, Artiodactyla, Bovidae.
GCGCACCGUAGCGCAGUCCCAAGAUGGCGGCCACCAUGAAGAAGGCGGCUGCAGAAGAUGUCAAUGUCACUUUUGAGGAUCAACAAAAGAUAAACAAAUUUGCACGGAAUACAAGUAGGAUCACAGAGCUGAAGGAAGAAAUAGAAGUAAAAAAGAAACAACUCCAGAAUUUAGAAGAUGCCUGUGAGGACAUCAUGCUUGCAGAUGACGACUGCUUAAUGAUACCUUAUCAGAUUGGCGAUGUUUUCAUUAGUCAUUCUCAAGAAGAAACACAAGAAAUGUUAGAAGAAGCCAAGAAAAAUUUGCAAGAAGAAAUUGACGCCUUAGAAUCCAGAGUGGAAUCAAUUCAGCGGGUGUUAGCAGAUUUGAAAGUUCAGUUAUAUGCAAAAUUUGGAAGUAACAUAAACCUUGAAGCUGAUGAAAGUUAAACAUUUUAUAAAAUUUUUUUAAUUUGUUUAAUAAACUUGAAUAUUGUUUAAAAUGAUAAUUUCCC